UAUCGCGAGACUCCACAGAAUUCCUCUCUCCCUGCUCCCCCUCACUCCGCUGGGAGAGAAGAGACUCAACCUAUGGCUGCUAACCAGGCUAGUUAUGGAAGCAACCCCUAAAUACCCCUUCUGCCCUCUGUGACCGACCGAGAGCUGCUUCUCCUGCAUGCAGCGGCUCUACCGGGGACAAAAGCACCGGGACCGUUUGGAUUUUCGGACCGUCUCUUUUUAAAAGUCCUGUUAAAGCCGCCGCCAGCCUGUAGAGGCUUUCAGGAGCUAGCUAACUGAGCUAACAGGGCUAGCCGUAGCCUAGCAAAGAGCUCUGGAUGAAGUUCGCAUGGACCGACUGCUGCGACUGACUGGGAGAGUAGCCUGCUGUCUGACUGCAAGCUUUGUUUCUGGGUUGGGUCCUUCUCAUGGGAGUCUAUUGGUACUUAAUGGACUCUAUCGCUUCGGAGCUUGAAGGCGAUCACUGCGUGCAAAUGUUGCUUUUGUGGGCUGAUGUACGCGAUCACGUUAUUGAUCUGGAGAAGCCAACUGGCGAGCUAACAGGAUAUUAGCCACCUCUCUCCUCUCCACACUCCGCUUUGUGCAGGAGGCCAUGGACUGAAGAGCAUUCAUCAGUGACUGAGUGAUGGGAAGGGAAGGCUGGCUUUAAUGGCAGCUCAUUAUUUAUGUGGAAGCAGCAGUUGGAUCCACCUAAACGGACUAAAGAAGCGUUUGAUUUGAACCUUGAACACUAAAAACUCCUGUUGGCUCUGUUUGUAACGUUACUCAGAAACACAUCUGAGCUGCUGGAGCUUUUUGUCGAAGUUGGGAUAGAAGAGACACACGAGAACACAGCGGGAUUUACUCCACAUCCAGACAAACUACUCCAGAGAGCUAUAUAUAUAUAUAUAAAUAUAUAUAAAUAUAAUGUCUGCCGCUAAAGAAACCCCUUGUAGGAAGUUCCAGGCGAACUUCUUCAACAAAAGUAAAUGUCAGAACUGCUUCAAACCACGAGAGUUGCAUCUGUUGACGGACCAGGACUUGACCCAGGCUAAACCCAUUUAUGGUGGAUGGCUGUGCUUGGCCCCUGAGGGAACUGACUUUGACAAUCCUAUGCAGAGAUCCCGGAAAUGGCAAAGGAGAUUCUUUGUGCUGUACGAACAUGGUUGCCUGCGCUUUGCCCUGGACGAAUCGCCAAGCACGCUGCCUCAAGGCACAGUGAACAUGAACCUCUGUACGGAUGUCAUAGACGCCGAGCCCAAGACGGGUCAGAAGAACUCCCUGUGCAUCAUCACUCCAGACCAGGAGUACUUCAUCAGAGGAGAAAAUAAAGAGAUCAUCAACGGGUGGAGUGAACAGCUGGCGAUAUAUCCCCGAACCAACAAACAGAACCAGAAGAAGAAACGCAAGGUGGAGCCUACGACCUCCCAGGAGCCAGGUCCAGCCAAGGUAGCAGUGACCGGCACUGGUAUCCCAGAGGCGGAGAAGGUUCCAGACUCCAGCUCCAUUAUCUGGCAGGAGGAGCUGAACCAGAGAGAGGCUGAGGGGGCUGCUGUCUGGGCCCCCGCUGACCUGCCUCCAGGAUCACCGCUGCCCCCCGCAGGUGACUGUGCACCACAGGGCUCUGACGCCGGCUCAGUGAAUGGCGACGAGGUGGACCGAGGCAGCCUGGCGCUGCACGGCUCUGCUCCCCAGCCCCCCGGUGACCUGCUCUCCCCGACAGGCUCAUGCUCCAGCCUGGGGGGCGUCCCACGAUGCCUCUCCCCGGCCCCCAGCGACCCCUUCCCCUCCGGCAGCUCCCUGCUCUCUAACGGCUCCCACAUCAGCGGUUCGGUCAGCUCUCUGGACUCGGACGCCAGCGGCAGCACCGUGACCAGCACCGAUAGCCACCCGGCCAACCAGAGGGGCAGCCACCCCUACAGCCACCACGACACGCCGCGGUCCCGAAAGCUGGAGGCAGAGGCCAGGAAGGCUGAGAAGAGGAGCCGGUUUAGGAGCCCCGACAGGCAGGAGAGGGACGCCGUCCUCAGCCCCGAGAGGAGUCGCUCCGGUGUUAUUGAGAAGUUGGAGGCCUUGGAGCUGGAGAAUCCAGAGAAAAUGGAGGUGGAAGAGUCGGGCAGGAGUGGAGCCAGACAGGGCCGAAGUGAGCACCGACGCUUCCACAGAGAGGAGCAGAGGCAUGACGUGGGUCAGGGUCUGGAUUUCCCCUCCGCCCUGCCGCCUCUGAGGAGAGCCAAGUCCCUGGACAGAAGGACCACUGAGUCGGUCAUGACGCCGGAUUUACUGAACUUCAAGAAAGGUUGGAUGGUGAAGCUGGAUGAGCAAGGCCAGUGGAAGAAAUACUGGUUUGUCUUGACGGAUCACAGCCUGAAAUACUACAAGGAUUCCAUUGCAGAGGAGGCCUCUGACCUGGAUGGGGAGAUUGACCUGUCUACUUGCUACAAUGUAACUGAAUACCAGGCUCAACGCAACUAUGGUUUCCAAAUACAUACCCAGGAGGGAGUGCACACUCUGUCGGCCAUGACGGCAGGUAUACGCAGGAACUGGAUCCAGGCAGUCAUGAAGAACGUCAGACCCUCCACUGCCCCUGAUGUGGCAAGCUCAACUGAGGACCAUGGCUCCUUCUCUGCUUUGGAGGGUCUGGUUCGGCCAGAUGUCACCCAGGACUCUCCCUCCUCCGAGACCUCGUCCGUGGAUAGAGAAUCCACUCAGGGUGUCGUAAAAAGCCGGGCACGUGAACGCAGAAGAGAAGGCCGCUCUAAGACAUUCGACUGGGCAGAGUUCAGACCCAUCGCUCAGGCUCUGGCUCAGCAGCGGGCUCAAGAGGCCGAGAGCCUCCAGGCGGACCUGGGAGAGCUGGAGCGCAGUCGGAGGAGAGAGGAGAGGCGGAAGAGAUACGAGUCUGCGACCAGCUCAUCGGCGGAGCAAACAUCCACGAAAGAAGGAGGGAGGACAGACUAUGAGAGUGGAGAUGGAGUCAGACAGACAGAUUCAUUAGGUCCCCCGUCUUUGGAGAAGCAGCAGAGGGUGGAGGAGGUGAUCGAACAACACUGGCAACAAGUGGAGAAGACACCCAUACGGGAGGAGAGGAGGGUGCCUCUGCCCACCACAGGGCAAUCCAGAGAGACUGUUGAGCUGGACCAGCUGCUGGACAAUUACAAGCAAGGGAUAGAGGUCCUGAAGGCCCAGCUGGAGAGCUGUCACCAGCAGCUCCUCGACUCAAACAAGCACAAGCAGGAGCUGGAGCUCCAGCUGAGGACAGCUCUGGAAGAGCAGGACAUCCGGACAGGGUACAUCUCUCCGCCGGAGCACCCUUUGGGUCUGGAGGCUGAUGUGACGCCCCAGACGAAGAGGCCCGAACUGGCCACCUGUGAGAGGGGCUUCGCUGCCAUGGAAGACUCCCAUCAGAGGGUGAUAGACGAGCUGCAGAGGAAACACCAGAGAGAGCUGGAGAACCUGCAUGAGGAGAAGGAGCGACUGCUGGCAGAGGAGACGGCAGCCACCAUCUCUGCAAUUGAAGCGAUGAAAAACGCCCACCGGACAGAGCUGGAGAAGGAGCUGGACAAGGCUCGCAAGGCCAACAGCAACACAGAAAACGCAGACAUAGAGGAGAUUCGCAGACAGCAUGAGGAGGAGCUGUGUUCGUUCACGCGGGAGAUCGAGGUGUUGUCGGAGCAGUAUUCCCAGAAGUGCCUGGAAAACGCCCACCUGGCACAGGCGCUGGAGGCCGAGAGGCAGGCCCUCAGGCAAUGUCAGAGAGAGAACCAGGAGCUCAACGCACACAACCAGGAGCUGAACAACCGUCUGGCAGCAGAGAUCACCAAGAUGCGCUCCAUGACGUCUGAGGACGGAGCGGGAGACUCAAACCACACAAUACUGGGAAAAGAGCUCUAUGAGUUAGAAGUGAUGCUGAGGGUGAAGGAGUCCGAGGUCCAGUACCUGAAGCAGGAAAUCAACUCCCUGAAAGACGAACUCCAAUCUGCCCAAAGAGACAAGAAGUAUUCCACGGAUAAGUACAAGGACAUCUACACAGAGCUGAGCAUCGUCAAGGCCAAAGCGGAGCGGGAUCUGGGCCGGCUCAGAGACCAGCUGCAGCUGGCUCACGAGGCACUCGGGGAGCCGUCGCUGGAGGAAGUGGAGCGAGGAGGAUACGAUAUCAUGAAGUCCAAAAGCAACCCUGACAUCCUCAAGAUGGCAGCUGCUGCAGCCAAACGUUCCGAGCGCACCUUGAGGUCAAAGAGUCUAAAGGAAGGGCUGACGGCUGAGCAGAGACUCCACCUGUUUGACAAUAAAGACACUAAGGAGUUCUGACAGCGACGCAUCGUGUCUGCCUACCUUGCUGCAUGUUUAGAAAGCCCACUAUAUUUUAGCUCUGUGAUUACUUAUUUAGUUACACUACACACUGGUCACAAAACACAGAUCAUAUAUUAUUAAAAAAAAAAACAUGGUAUGAAGUUUGAAUUUCAUGUCUAGAUUUUGCAUUCCAUGCACUUCAGUUAACUGUGACAUUUUUUUGUAUUUUUUUUUUUGCUGCCAUGUCUUACUGUAAAUACUGUUUUUAAUUGAGCAUCUGUCAUGUAUACGUACACUAAAACUAUGACUGUGUAAGCUACUGUUUUAACUCCCUAGACUGUUGCUAGCCAAAGGCAUAAAUGUGAUGUUCGAAGGCUAAACACAACUACGUAUUCAUGAGUAAUACUUGCAUAAAACCAAUAGGAAUGAGUGUGGCGUUCAGGUCUGCACGUUAACGCUCCACCGCUCCAUCAUCAUUCCAGCACAGAUGGAAGUGUUGCUCAGUAAACAAGCUACGGAUCAACGUCUGCAUUAGAAAACAAAACACCCACCAUGUUGCUUCAUCGCUCGACUUCUAAAUUAACAUCGUGGAUGUUCUCUGGAUCAGUCUGAGAUAUACCCUUUGGAAAGGUGACAGCUGAAUGCAUAUGGAUGGGAUUCACUGACUAUAAUUUAAAUAUAUAUAUAUGAAAAUUUAUAUAGAGUUUUUUUUUUUUCUCACUACAAUCAUUGGUCCAGCUGUAGAGGAGUUGUUGGAGUUGGUUAUGUUUGUAGUCUUGUUCAGUGGCAGUCCCUUUGUAUUUAUUUAAAUGGUUGGGAUUUUUCUUUCACAUUCCCAUCCCUCUGUACUCUAUUAUUGUAAAUAUAAGGCAAAUAUACACCAACUGACUACAGGUUUAUUAGCAAUAAAUAUUUUUGCACCCUU
Sebastes umbrosus (honeycomb rockfish) is the source of this 5197-nucleotide messenger RNA. It is a transcript of the gene mpripb, whose product is annotated as myosin phosphatase Rho interacting protein. NCBI's taxonomy places the organism in Eukaryota, Metazoa, Chordata, Actinopteri, Perciformes, Sebastidae. The record is from RefSeq and is a predicted model, not a curated record. Gene Ontology annotation, biological process: actin filament organization. The transcript is spliced from 24 exons. Gene Ontology annotation, molecular function: actin filament binding. The coding region runs from base 907 to 4290 and encodes 1127 amino acids. Gene Ontology annotation, cellular component: actin cytoskeleton.